UUUUAAUUACAGGUUAUGUUUACGAUCAUUGCAAAAGUAGUGAAAUAAUGCGUUCCUUAAAGUCCCAACACUCCCAAAACUCGAGUUACAAGGACGCCCAAAGCUGGACAGACGAUCUGCCGGUCUGCAAAAACACCGGGAUAGGAUUUUCCACGAAUCAACGUUACAGAGAGGAUGGGCACCCCCAGGAGAUGCACCACUACGAAGACUGCAGCUGUCACUUCAAAUUCGACGAUAUUUUCUACUGGUACGCCGUCUUCGACGGACACGAGGGCAAGCGAGCUGCGGAUUUCUGCUCCCAGAGGAUGACAGCCGAAAUUUACUUUUCACAAUUAAACGAGAAAGAAACCACAGACGAAGAAGUGAAGGAAAUGCUUCGACAGGCCUUCAUAACUGUCGAAAAGGGGUACAUGGAGAGCGUGGAGGACCUGCUAGCGGAGCGGACAAGCUUGAUGUACGACAUACCGGAAGGCUUGAACUCGUACGAGGCUUACAAGGAGGUCCCGCACGUUGUGGAGGGCCUCAACAGGUUGAACUGUGAAUUAUCUUCCGGUACAGCUGCAGCUGUGGCGUUGAUCUGUAAGAAUAAGCUCUACGUGGCCAACGUUGGUAAUUGUCGUGUGUUGUUGUGUCAAACCGAUCAGAAUUCGGUACUGAAAGUGGUUCAGUUAAGCGUCGAUCACGAUUUGAAGAACGAGGACGAACUGCUCAGGCUGUCGCAGAACGGCAUAAAUAUUAAGAAUUUGAGACACAGUUCUCGUCUUGGCAAUCAAGAAAAUACCCGUUGUCUGGGCAAUUACAACGUAAAGGGUGGCUAUAAAGACUUUGAAGACCUAGCGAUGGCAGCGCAAGAGCCAAUAAUCGCCGAACCUGAUAUUCAUGGUGGCAUCACGUUGGACGAAUCCUGCCGAUUUUUGUUACUGAUGUCUGCCGGGUUGUACAAGUCUAUCGAAGAAGCAACGGGCACCGAUCAAGUUAACAAAUACAUCGCUCAGUGUGUCGUGGAACAGUUCCGCGAGCAAGCAACGCUGACGGGCGUGGCCCAGGCGGUGGUGGACAAGGCCGUCCGUCUCCAUCACGACUGGUACAUGUCCAGUUCCAUCAACCACUCGUGCACCCCAGAAAGGGAAGACAUAACCCUCGUACUGAGGAACUUCAACUACCCUCUUCCGAAUGCCAUAACCUCGCCCACUAACCCGUCGGUUACUUUCAACCCGAUACCCACGGUCAGGGGCGGUUCUACCUGUCAGUCGACGCUUACCAACACCAGAACGGGGGAUACCACCAACAGGUCCAUCGACACGACGAACAGUUCCGACGUGAAGACCGAGACUGACGACGGGAUGGGGCCGGAUAUGAAAAUCGAGGCGUACGUGGAUUUUUCAGAUUUUUACAGGAAUUUUAGUAUAGCCAAGCAGAACGGGACCUUGCCGGAGGGUCUGGACUUUUAGUGUGAUAUUUUGUUUGCCGUUGGUGGCUAAAAUCGAUAUCUGUAUAUAAUUUAGCAAUUAUUUUAAUCGUAGAUGUAAGGGUGUGACGAGGAAAAAGGCAAUUUUGGAAUUUGUGCCUUACAAAGGUAACCAUAUUAAUACCAAAUUGUUUAAACUUUAAAUUAUAUAUCAUUAAGUAUUAAAAACUUUGUUUUUUUUUCUCGAAUAUGAUCUCAAAA
Messenger RNA from Anoplophora glabripennis (Asian longhorned beetle), 1669 nucleotides. RefSeq names its product TGF-beta-activated kinase 1 and MAP3K7-binding protein 1. The record is from RefSeq and is a predicted model, not a curated record. NCBI's taxonomy places the organism in Eukaryota, Metazoa, Arthropoda, Insecta, Coleoptera, Cerambycidae. The coding region runs from base 48 to 1451 and encodes 467 amino acids. Gene Ontology annotation, biological process: protein dephosphorylation. The transcript is spliced from 3 exons. Gene Ontology annotation, molecular function: protein serine/threonine phosphatase activity.